Molecule: messenger RNA, 3076 nt
Organism: Erythranthe guttata (spotted monkey flower)
Lineage: Eukaryota; Viridiplantae; Streptophyta; Magnoliopsida; Lamiales; Phrymaceae
Source: RefSeq, a predicted model, not a curated record
UAUGGUAAUGGGCUAAUGAUCGCAACUGGCCCAUAUUUAAAUUACCGUACGAAAGGAGUGAAUUGACAAAAGAUAGGACGUUAGAGGUUCUAAAUGAUAAUAAAGGGAAAGAUGAGGGACCAAGCAAGUAAUUUCACGCGGCUCCAAUGAAUUUCAUUUACUACCCACCAGCUGUAACAAUAAUUGAAAAUAAAAGAAAAUCACCAAAGAAAAUAAUAAAAACAUUUCCCCCAAAAUAGAAGCUGCUCCACCCCAAACCCAAAGCACACACUACAGUUCUAGAGAGAGAAAAACACUCCCAACUCCUCCCCCAAUUCUUCUCUCUCUUUCUCUUUCUCUCUCACGCACCACACACACACACACACACUUCACACACCGCAAUCUCAGCUCUCCACCUCACCCAUCACAGAGACCCCACAAAUCUCUCCUCCUCCCCCCUUAAACCUCAAGCCCUCCAUAAAUCUCUCUCAUUUUUUUCUGUUGAGCAAUGCCAGCUUCCUCCUCAGAGGCAAGAGCGAGGUGGAGGAAGCGGAAAAGAGACCACCCAGCUACACGUAAAUCUAAACUGAAAGAACAAGAUAAUGAUGAUGCAUUUGAGGACAAUGAGGAUGACGACGACGUCGAUCUGGACCCACAGCAAAAUCACCUGGAACCUGAAGAUGAUUCCCAGAAUCAUAAUGCUGACCGGGCAACCCAUAUAACUGGAGAGAAGGAGGGUGAAAAGUUGGUUAGUGGUGGAUUAAGAAUAUGUGAGUUUCCAAUUGUAAUUAAGAGGGAGGUUAGUUGGCCCCACUCCUCAGUCCUUCGAAUUGUGGAAGCUGAGAGGGCUGCACGAAUUGGGAAUAGCAGAGGCCAGGGUCAGGGUGGCGUGGCAGCGUUGGAGAAUAUUUCUUAUGGGCAGCUGCAGGCACUUUCCGCUGUGCCUCGUGAUAGUCCAGCUCUUUUAGGGGCAAACGUGGAAGAUACUGCAGGUGGUUCGUAUGUGAUCACGCCACCUAGGAUAGUUGCGGGGCGUGGUGUUUCUAAAAGGCUUGGCAGUGCGGGUCGCUUUCAUGUUGUGCCAGUACAUUCAGAGUGGUUUUCGCCAAGUACAGUACAUAGAUUGGAGAGACAAGUAGUGCCACACUUCUUCUCGGGGAAAUCAGCUGAACAUACUCCUGAAAAAUACAUGGAGUGUCGGAACUCUGUGGUUGCCAAGUAUAUGGAGAACCCUGAAAGGCACCUGUCAGUUGUUGACUGCCAGGGUCUAAUAGUUGGUAUUGAUAAUGAUGAUUUAACUCGAAUCGUUAGGUUUCUGGAUCAUUGGGGGAUUAUCAACUACUGUGCAACUCCUUUUAAGCAUGUGUCCCAGAAGGAUGGAACGUACUUGUGCGAGGACUCAAAUAGUGAACUUCGGGUGCCUUUGGCUGCUUUGAAAUCAAUAGAUAGCUUAAUCAAGUUUGACAAGCCAAAAUGUAGGCUCAAGGCAACCGAUGUUUAUCCAGAACUUGCAUCUCAACGACACGAGGACUCUGACUUUGACAGUACUAUCAGAGAGCAAUUAUCUGAGCAUCAAUGCAGUUGUUGUUCUAGAUCUAUUCCUAGUGUGUAUUAUCAGUCGCAGAAGGAGGUUGAUGUGCGGCUGUGUCUGGAUUGUUUUCACGAGGGAGGAUUUGUUGCUGGUCAUUCUAUGCUGGAUUUUGUCAAGGAGAGUUCCGUGAAACUUUUUGGAGAUGUGGAUGGAGAUAGUUGGACUGACCAGGAAACAUUACUGCUGCUCGAGGGAAUGCAGCUGUACAAUGAAAACUGGAACAAAGUUGCUGAGCAUGUUGGCUCAAAAUCCAAAGCACAGUGCAUCCUUCACUUUGUCCGCCUUCCUCUAGAUGGAGUUCCAUUGGACAAUAUUGAUGUUCCAAGCACAUCUGGUUCAUCCAUUUUAUGGAGCCAUGAUACUCAUGAAAGAUCAGAAGCCAAUUCAAAUGGUUUCUGCUUGCAGGGCCCACGGUGCUGUUCGUUACAGGUAGCCUUUCUUGCUUCUGCACUGGGGCCGAGAGUGGCUGCUGCCUGUGCCCAUGCAUCCUUGUCUUCAUUGUCCAAGGAUAGUUGCACUGAAGGGAUUCCUAAUGGAGGUAUCACAAAUUCUCAUAAAAAAGGUCCUCUGAGCCAAGGUGACGCUGAAGGUGGUCAGUUAUCUGCUGAAAAAGUGAGAGCUGCUGCAGAAGAUGGACUUGCUGCUGCGGCCAUGAAGGCAAAGCUCUUUGCUGAUCACGAAGAGCGUGAAAUUCAGCGUUUAUCUGCUAAUAUCAUAAACCAUCAGUUGAAAAGAUUAGAGCUGAAGCUGAAGCAGUUUGCAGAAGUGGAGACCUUGCUAAUGAGAGAAUGCGAACAGAUGGAAAGAACAAGGCAAAGGAUUGCUGCAGAGCGGGCCCUCAUGAUGUCAUCACAGUUUGGAUCUGGUGGAGUAGCGGCACGUUUACCAGGUGUGGGCCCCAAUGCCAUUGUAAAUAAUACAUCAGCAGGAAACAAUAAUAGUAAUAAUAAUCGGCAGCAAGUUUCGAGCUCCUCUCAGCAGCCUUCCAUUUCUGGAUACGGCAAUAACCAACCCAUCCAUCCGCACAUGGCUCUUAUGCAGCAGCAGCAACAGGCUAUGUAUAAUAGCCUUGGUCCGAGGCUACCUCUUUCAGCUAUACACCCUUCUUCUUCGGCCUCUAAUCCCAUUUUUAACCCUGCAUCAAAUUCACAUUCACAGCCCUCCCUUGGUGGUCAUCCCAUGCUCAGGCCUGUAUCUGGGGCUAAAUCUGGUUUAGGUUGAUCCAACGGUUGAACUUGCUUCGAUCGAUUUAUUAGCGUUGAUUGAUCUUUGGUCUUAUAUGACAUGCAUGCAUGGGUGGAACCGAGUGGAGUUUAGAUUGGCGGAUUUGACGAAUGAUCGAUUGAUUGGUUGAUUCAGGAAAGGCUUUGCUCUUAUGUUCGAUAUUUGAAUCUAUAUUUACUAAUUUCAUUGCGACAUUUUCUAAUCGGACGAUGUUUUUAGGAAUGUGUUGUUGAGAUGUACAGAUGAUGAAAAUUGCAGGAAAUUGAAUUUUAACGAGUCUUG